Portunus trituberculatus (swimming crab) is the source of this 825-nucleotide messenger RNA. RefSeq names its product tigger transposable element-derived protein 7-like. The transcript has a single exon. Gene Ontology annotation, cellular component: nucleus. The record is from RefSeq and is a predicted model, not a curated record. NCBI's taxonomy places the organism in Eukaryota, Metazoa, Arthropoda, Malacostraca, Decapoda, Portunidae. Bases 1 to 825 code for a protein of 274 amino acids. Gene Ontology annotation, molecular function: DNA binding.
AUGAGUGGUUCUGUAGCACCCCACAAGCAUAUGAAGAUUGGUAGUCAGAAGCAGUUAGAUGAAGCUGUGUACAAGUGGUAUGUGCAGCAGAAGGCUUGUGGGAACAAGGUCACUUCUGGAACAAUACGUAAUGCGUGUGAACAGCUCAGUAAGCAUUUAGGUAUUCAGUUCAGUGCUAGUGAUGGUUGGUUAUGGCGUUUCAGAAACAGGUAUGGAUUGCGUGAUUUGGUGGUGAGGGGUGAAGCUGGCAGUGCAGAUACGGUCAGUGCUGAGGUCUACCGGGUCAAGCUUAAUGAGUUGAUUAAGGACGAAGGCCUUCUUAUGUCCCAAGUGUACAACGCAAAUGAAACAGGCUUAUUUUGGCGCUCACUACCCAAGAGUACACAGGCACGAAAGGAUGAAGAAGUUAUGAGGGGGAAGAUGUGUAAGGAGAGGAUUUCGGCGCUUUGUUACGCUAACGCCGACGAUAUGCACCAACACAAGCUGGUGAUUGUUGGCAAGUCUGCUCGUCCCCAUGCAUUGAAAGAUCACAUGCACACCUUACCAGUCCACUAUUACCACUCCAGGAAAGCUUGGUUUAAUGUUUUGACUUUCUCCGACUGGUUUUUUAAGCAUUUUGUACCAGAAGUACGACGGUACCAGGAGGAUGUCUUGAAGUUUAACCUUGAUGACGUAAGCGCUCUUCUUCUGCUAGAUAAUGCGCCUGCUCACCCUAGUGCUGACAAGCUUGUAAGUGCUGAUGGCAAAAUACGUAUCCUGUAUUUGCCUGCCAACACCACAUCACUCAUCCAACCGAUGGACCAAGGUGUCAUCAGUGCGGUGUAA